This is a messenger RNA of Rhinichthys klamathensis goyatoka, 2135 nucleotides long. RefSeq names its product G patch domain and KOW motifs (gene gpkow). The transcript has 11 exons. Gene Ontology annotation, biological process: mRNA splicing, via spliceosome. NCBI's taxonomy places the organism in Eukaryota, Metazoa, Chordata, Actinopteri, Cypriniformes, Leuciscidae. The record is from RefSeq and is a predicted model, not a curated record. Gene Ontology annotation, cellular component: spliceosomal complex. Bases 18 to 1550 code for a protein of 510 amino acids. Gene Ontology annotation, molecular function: nucleic acid binding.
UACAACACACAACAAACAUGGCGUCGCCGGAGUGGCACCAGGAGCGUCAAUCACUGAAGAUUAAUAUUGGCCAAGAUGAUGGGGGCAAAAAAUCUGCCCCAAUAUCAUUCGGUUUUAGUAAAACAUUGAGCAGGGCCAAACCCGGGAAAGCGGAAGAGCGAGAUUUUUUAGUUGAAGUAGAAGGGAAAGAACUAAAAGGAACCAAACCGGUGGAGAAACCGAAGGAGCUUAUUAUCCCGUUGAUCCACAAGAACCGGUGGUACCGACAGGAUGCUGAGCGAGGGGAAAAGAGCAGCGAGGACAAGACCAAAGACCCGUCCCGGGAGGAGCAGGACACGGUGGAGUCUCAAGCCGUCAAAGAACUCAUCGAAGAGUCUCAAAAACACCAGGAGAGAUGGAAGAACGGACCACAGUCGGAUCCGAACCUUGCCAUUCCUAUUCUCAUGCAGAACCAGGCUCCCGAGGGCUUUGAGGAUGGUGAUAAAGUCAACGUGGAUAUGAGACCAGAGUCGUCCACAGAGGCCGACUAUGAACUUGUUCCUGUGGAGGCUUAUGGGUUGGCCAUGCUGAAGGGAAUGGGCUGGAAGCAAGGAGAGGGAAUUGGACGCACAUUUAAACAAGAUGUGAAGCCUAUAGAGCAUCAGUUGAGGCCUAAAGGACUGGGUCUGGGUGCUGAUCGCUCAUCCAUUAGAGACCUGGAGCCCGGUGUCCCCAAGAGACCCCCUAAACCCGGUGAUGAGAGGGGGAAAGAAGAGGAGGCGCUGGUUCUGGGGCCUGGAGGAUGUGUGCAGGUUGUAGCAGGAGCGCAUAAAGAUCUGUACGGGAAGAUCGAGGGAGUGGAUCCAGAUAACGCCAGAGUUGUAGUCAAACUUGCCAUCGGCGGCAAGACAGUAACCAUCAGUCAGCACUCUUUAAAACUAGUCACUCGCAAGGAAUACGACAAAUACAGCAAAGACCUCAGUCGUCUUAGUAAAGCACACAAGGACAAAGAGAGAGAAAAAGAGCGGGAACAGCAGAGGGUACGAGAGCAGAAGUUAAACGGCAAAGAUGAGAGGGGAAAGACAGAUAGAGAUCGAGACCGGGAGACAGACAGAGAGAAAGAUCAGAAGAAAAGGAAACACAGAGAGUCAAGUGCAGACAGAGAGAAGCCUCCCCCGGCUAAAGAGUCGCGUCCCUCUCCACCGGCCCCCUCAUGGCUCCAACGCGACCUCCGUGUGCGAUUCAUAGAUAAAGCAUUCAAAGGAGGCAAAUACUACAACUCUAAGAUGAGAAUCGAGGAUGUCCUGACGCCCCACACCUGUGUGUGUCGUACAGAGGACAACAGGCUGCUGGACGAUAUUAGACAGAAAAUGCUGGAGACCAUUGUACCCAAGAACGACUCGGACUUCGUUAUGGUGGUUAUGGGAGAACACCGAGGACAGGUGGGCCGCAUCCUGAAGCGAGACCGGGAGAAGUGUCGAGCCAUGGUUCAGCUGGACCGUUACGAGGAGCAGCUGUUCACUCUCGACUACGAUGCCAUCUGUCAUUAUGUGGGCGGAACAGAACACUGAGAAACCAAUCGGAUGAUACGACACGCCUUUCAUCAUCCCGACCCUGUUUUGAUUGGCUUCCGUUAAUUCAUAGUGACCAACAUGUCAGAUACAUUACAUUUUUAAUACAACCAAGACUUAAUUUAUUUUACUAGUUGUGUUGUAUUUUUAAACGCAUCUGAAUGAUAAGACACGUGAUCUUAAAGCAACAUAAUAUCUUGUUAGUAAGAGUCUGUUGUUACGAAAAAAUAUUUUGCAUAUUUUGUGUUGUGCUUAGAAAUGUGAGCGGGAUCAAUGACAAAAAGUGACAUUUUCCUCUCUGUAUAGUGAUAAUGAACAUUUACGCAGGUCAGCCAUUGUAGCAUCAGUGUUUGAGUGUCUGCUGCUGAUCUGGGAAGAACAUGACAUUUCAUUUUGGCCCAAUGUAAUUAAAUAUCUCACUGCCAAUUAGAAUCCAAAAACUUUUGAAACUCUGCAUGGUUUCUUAGUCCAAUAAAGAUCUGAAUUUAUGAAAAGGUUAACAGUUUGUACAGAGUUAUACACAAGCCACUUAGAAUUUUCACUCAUGUUAUCUUUUUAUAAUAAAAUAUUAAAAUUCCUUCAAAA